Neoarius graeffei (lesser salmon catfish) is the source of this 7328-nucleotide messenger RNA. It is a transcript of the gene lcorl, whose product is annotated as ligand dependent nuclear receptor corepressor-like. The record is from RefSeq and is a predicted model, not a curated record. The transcript is spliced from 8 exons. NCBI's taxonomy places the organism in Eukaryota, Metazoa, Chordata, Actinopteri, Siluriformes, Ariidae. Gene Ontology annotation, cellular component: nucleus. Gene Ontology annotation, biological process: regulation of transcription by RNA polymerase II. The coding region runs from base 1457 to 6598 and encodes 1713 amino acids.
UGAAGGACUUGAUGUACUAAAUAACAUAGUUGCACCCGGUAGUGUUGAAAUUGGUAAACACCGCAGUUGCGGACAUUUUGUAGCCUAAAAUGAUGUUAUGAUAAGCUUUAAUAAAGGGCCCGGUCAUUUGCCCCGCCCCCGGCCCGGCUCUGACUUGUUCCGCCACUGUCACUGAUGUCACUGUUUGCGCUGCUUAACGACAUCACGUGACGUCCACCCACUUUCGCUAACUCCACCCAAUGUGUCCACCCACUUCCAGCCAGCACGGUUCAGCGCGGUUGUAGUCGAAAUGCAACUCCAACAGCCCCACUCAGCUCGACUCGGCACGGCUCAGCCGCGUUUGUAGUGGAAAAGCGGCAUUAGUCACCCUAAGUGAGGAAAAAUGACAAAUUAUGAAAGAAAAUGCUGUUCCUAAAAGCACUAAAGAUGCUACAAAAUUUGGUCUAAAACUAUUCAAAACGUAAGGUGGAAUUGGGAUUUAUUUUAUCAAUUUCAAAACAAAGUAUUUUAUGUGAGUCGGCGUAGAUAAGUGACAAGUCUGCGCUGUGCCUUUAUUGCAUUUGAAAUAAAAAAUUUUUUUCAAUACGAUUUUUUUUUGGAAAUAACCACUUGUGUAUUUGUACUAAAACAAUUAUCCACCUCAGGCUCAGUGAAUAUCGGUGAAUAAUAACCUCAACUUCGGUGAAUAAUUGUUAAAUACUUGUUUAGUUUAUUUCUUCUCAGUAGCAUCGUGUUUUUCUAUGUCUUCGAUAGCUGCCAUGUACAAUAAAAUUACAAACAAACUACAAGGUUAUUGAAAGAGACAAGAACCAAUAGAUUGAGAAAAUUAAAAAAUAUAUAUCGAAGGAAAUUCUUUUGAAUGGGUAGUUUGUAAAAAAAAAAGGUCAGCGAUGAGGUAACUGUCUGGUCUCGACACUGUGACUAGCUGUGAAAUCAUAUCCCCCAGUGUUUAUAGUAGAUUUAAUGGAGUAGAUUUAUAUUUUAUACACAAUUCAGGUUCAUGUUCCAAGUUCGUUAGUUACUAUAGAGACAGUAUAACAUGCUUUUACCCUAAUCAUUAAAUUGUAUAUCGUUUUGUUUUAAAAAAUGUUUUAAUGAGUGUGCAGGUUUUUAAGCCCUAUUCGGUUCGGGUUAUUUUGUCAAAGGGGCGUCCAUAAUACAUUUUUUUGAUACGUGAUAAAACUCACAUCUGGAUAGCAAUAAAAAGACUACAGGAGGAGCAAGUUUCUCGCGGGUUGUAUUUGAUACAAACAUGGAUGUUUGCGUCAUGCGGUCACAUGAUCAUAGCCAACUUAGUUCACAUCAUGGCAGUUGAGUAGAGAAGAGACGCUGUUAUUUCAGUGUGGAGCGAACCGAGAUGACAGCAACAAUUUGAAAAUAAAACAAUAUCACAAAGUAUACCAGGAUCUAUUUUUUGCUCUGCAACUCGGGUUUGAAAGUAUACUGGAAGGAAUCUAUGGGCCGAGGUUGUUGCAAGAUCUCAGCAUAUUCGACAGUGUGUGUUUGCUUCUCAGAUUGUGAGCCUGAAGCGACUGCUGAUUGGUCAACAGAUGUGCGUUGCUCUUUCUGUAACUUACAGCUUGAAAAAAUCAGUGAACGCUCGCCUGACUCGCCCCCCCACGCCGAAACCCCCCCUCAGGGUAUCAACACCUCAGACACACUCCAGUGCCAAGCAGACCAGUUUCUGCAUGCAGUCUUACACAAGAAAGAAUUCCCUGAGAGCUGCGACCCCAUUAUUCCAUUGGCUGCACAGGAGUUGAUGAGGAAGAUGAUUCGCCAGUUUGCCGUUGAAUAUGCGCAUAAAAUUCAAACAGCGGAAAACCAGAAUGCCAUCACGCAGACAGAGCCAGAUGGACCACUGGACCUGACACUCAGCCGCAGCACACAGUGUGCACAGCAAGAUGGCGUUCUCGACCUCUCAAAGAAAAACGCACCGUCUCUGAACACGCUCGCGCAACAAAGACUAUCAGGCUGUUUGGAGACAAAGGAGGAAGAGUGCAGGACAAAGGAGAGAGAGGAAGGACAGGAGCAGAGACGUACGGCGCUGGAGGAAGUGAUGACAUCACUUUGUGCUCACCACAGAGUCCUGCUGUUGCACAUCCUGCAGGAAAUGACGACAUUCCUGCCAAAGGACGAGUGUGGGGCGGUGGUGACUCAGAGGGACGUGCAUGGGACAGCAGUGACUCCGAGGAGCGAGCGUGGUGGUGGUUACUGCUGUCGCACUGAUCGAUCACUGUGUGUGUUGAGUAGCUGUGUAGCGGCUAGGUGUGUAUGCCCGUGUAGACUUGGUGUGUGUGCGCUGCAUUCCACGUGUCUGUGCAUGAACAGGUGCAGCAGCUUGUCCUGUCAGAACGUCACGUUCGGGUGUGCCAGCUGCUGCACUUGCUCCCGGUUACUGGUGUGCCAGCACAAACACGGUAGUAACAACGCACACAUUGCACACACAGGUAGUGUUACACACUCACGCUGCCACAGUCCAUCCCCUCCCCCUCUGUCUCCUCCUCCGCUGUCCCCGAAACCACAGGACGCCGAAAGCAGCCAUGAUCCAGACAUGCCCACGCUGAACACACACACCCUGAAUACACAGCCUCCACCUCUCCUUCCUCACAACACACACACUAAUCAAACACUGAUACCUGAAACACAUGCCAAGCCAGAACACUUUAUAGACUUAAUGGACAAGUUCACUGACACACUGAUGGAGGUGUCAGAGCGAGAGUGGAGUGUGCACACGCACACGGGUGAUGGUGUGAAAGCGUGUGACGAUACACACCUAACCGAAAUCAUCACUACUGUCUUACACAGCAGCAGUGAGAAAGACUACAACCUGAAGGAGCUCUUUGAGCAACACCUCGCCUCUGAGAAACGAUCCCCUCAGACGCGCUCACAGAGGCGACAGGAAGUUAUGCAGGCCAUCAGCAGGGCACAUGACCAACCUGCAACACGCAGGCAGAGCCUACAGAUCAAACGUGACCUUGCACGACUCGAACCUGACAUUUCUAGGAAGAAGAAGAGGAAGACACACCUGAUUACCCAUGGCACACACACUCAGAGCCCAGACACGCCCAUCUCACAGGCUCAGAGCCCAGACACGCCCAUCUCACAGGCUCAGAGCCCAGACACGCCCAUCUCACAGGCUCAGAGCCCAGACACGCCCAUCUCACAGGCUCAGAGCCCAGACACGCCCAUCUCACAGGCUCAGGGCCCAGACACGCCCAUCUCACAGGCUCAGGGCCCAGACACGCCCAUCUCACAGGCUCAGGGCCCAGACACGCCCAUCUCACAGGCUCAGGGCCCAGACACGCCCAUCUCACAGGCUCAGGGCCCAGACACGCCCAUCUCACAGGCUCAGGGCCCAGACACGCCCAUCUCACAGGCUCAGGGCCCAGACACGCCCAUCUCACAGGCUCAGGGCCCAGACACGCCCAUCUCACAGGCUCAGGGCCCAGACACGCCCAUCUCACAGGCUCAGGGCCCAGACACGCCCAUCUCACAGGCUCAGGGCCCAGACACGCCCACCUCACAGGCUCAGGGCCCAGACACGCCCACCUCACAGGCUCAGGGCCCAGACACGCCCACCUCACAGGCUCAGGGCCCAGACACGCCCACCUCACAGUCUCAGGGCCCAGACACGCCCACCUCACAGUCUCAGAGCCCAGACACGCCCACCUCACAGUCUCAGAGCCCGGACACGUCCAUCUCACAGGCUCAGAGCCCAGAUAUGCCCACCUCACAGGCUCAGAGCCCAGACACGCCCACCUCACAGGCUCAGAGCCCAGAUAUGCCCACCUCACAGGCUCAGAGCCCGGACACGCCCACCUCACAGGCUCAGAGCCCAGAUAUGCCCAACUCACUCAGUCAGAGCCCAGACAUGAUCCACACACACACUCAAAGCCCAGACACACCCGUCUUGCAGGCUCAGAGCCCAGACAUGCCCAUCUCACAUGCCCGGAGCCCGGACACAACCAAUACACAUGCUCGGAGCCCGGACACGACCAAUUCACACCCUCAGAGGCAAGACACGUCUAAUACACAUAGUAACAUAUCAGAGCCCUGUAGAGAGAAAUCAGAGCCCUGUGGCACUGUGCGGUCACGGCGGAAUAUUGUCCGUCCUCAACACUUGUCUUCCUAUGUCACUGAGCCAAGGAAGAUGUUUUAUGCUGCUUGUCGCUCUGCUAAAACUAACAGCACCCCCACUCGUAGCACAGACAUGACUGAACCCCCACCCAGUACUGUGACAGAACGACUCAAAACUCCACCCGGUUCACCUAUCAAGAGAAAAAUCUUUAAAGACGAGAACAGUGGACAGUCUCAAUCUGAACGGCGAUUAAAGACACGCCAUUCUGAAGACGAAACACAACCCCCAAGUCCUGUAAUCAUUGACUCUACAGACUUUGACGACGUUAAGUACGUCAGUCCCAUAAAACUCAUGCUGGUGUCGACUAUUAAAGAUGAAGAUGGUGUUAAGUACACACUGAGAGCUGCACAACCAAACAAUGAUGAAGAAUCAUUCGAUCCGUGUGUGGAGGCAUCGUGGAUGCGAAACACAAACAAAGAACAGACUGAGAAUAAAACUAUACAGUUAAUGAACAAUGAGUGUGUUGAAAAGCUCUGUACAGAAGAGUCUGCUAAUAUAGAGGGUCUGAGCGACUGUGUCAAGAGCAUUAAUGAGACUGAACCAACUAUUAAAAGGCGCCCUGGACGGCCUAAAAAGUUAAAAGCUCCAAUGGAGAAAGCAGUGAAGCGUCCAAUUGGCCGACCACGGAAAUCCAAACCUGUGGACACAAAUGUGGUUUCCAGUGAGGAAACUGAAAAACAAAGCACAGAAGAUGCAUCGAGCGGAGAGGAUUGCAAUAAAAACCUGAAGAUCACUAUUACAUAUGGGAGGCGGAAAGCACGGAGGAGGGUGUGUGAGGGUCAAGUUCCUACAGAACAAAGCAAAGGCAGUAGAGGUUUAACACAAAGCAGCAAUGCAGAAGAGAAUGCACAAUCCAUACAGGCACAAGUCAGCAUGAAUAAAGAUCAGUUGAGCCUAGUAAUACCUGUGGAGGACAGGAAAAAUCUCACACAUUCAAUCAUGUGUCCAAAGCAGAGUGAUGGAGCAGGGACAAGGAGACCAGGAAGACCAGCGAAGGUCAAAAUCUCAGGGAUUUCUGUUACCGUUACCACGGUUUCACCACGGCAGCGUAAAAUCCACAUGAAACGAGACGUGAGAGAACCAGCAAUACAGGGACGGGCACUGGCGACUGAACUGGAACCGAACGAAGAGCAGGAGACAAUCACUGAGGAAACGCAAGCCUCUGUUAGACACUCAGUCCGAGAAAGAAGACCUUCCAUUCAUCUGUUGCGGUGUAUUGCUGUGUCACGUUCUAACACACCAACACCCAGAUCGCGCAAACAGCUGGUGAACAAAGCUAACGAAACACAAACACAGCAGGAGACACAACAACAUGAACCUAAAGAUGCUAAUGACACCAAGGCUGGGCCAAACACUUCUCCACAGGAUACCGUCCAUUUCUCAGCAGCGUCCGUUGAGUCCCUCUUUGAUGCAAAUCUGCAGUGGUGGCCAACGUCAGCGUCACCUGAAGCGUUAAAGAAAGAGAUGAACAGGCGGCUCAAGGUAAUGACAGAGACGUGGGUUUCAGACACGCCAGACGUAGCCACGCUGGUUGAGGAUAACAGCUCAGCUCCAAGUUCGUCCGCAGUGAGGAUGCUGUUUGAGCAAGACUGCAGCAUGGAGACACUUUGCUCCUGGUUCAUGCAGACAACCGAGACUCAGUCUCUUGCCAUUGUAAAGAAAGCCAACAACCGAAGUCCAUGUGAGGUUUUUCAGUAUAGCUCGGUCCAGGCUAGCAACAGACCAAAUAUAUGCUCAAGUCCGCAGGCAGAACGGCUCAGGAAAUGUGUAAAAAAAUUUGCUACAGUUGUCCCUAAAAGUCUGAUGAAGCUCCGGAGAGCACAAGCGAAGAUCCGUGGGACACACAAUUCUUUCACCAAGCAGCAUAUAUUCCACACAACACACAAUGACAUUGAGAAAUCACAGCAGUGUGGUGCAUGGCAUCUUUAUAGAACUGCUCUAGAUCGAGCAAGAUCACGAUUCAAAUCCAGGACCAAGAACAUUGAUUAUAAAAGUCUUAAUGAGCAGGAGGAAAGUGGAACUCAGCCUGCAAGCGUAUCUGAACAAGGUCUGUUGAACACAGUACAGAGCGAGUCUCGCAGGACAUCAACGCAGCAAGAACAGAUCACUGCUAAUGCCUGGAGUGCACACACCCUGAGGGAGUGCAAAGUGUUUUUGAGGAAGUUAAACUCUGCCAACACACGCUCACUGUCUGAGGAGUCGAACGACUGUACAGUGAGGUUCAACGUGUCACCUGCUGGAGGUGGGUCAGUGCAACAUCAGGAGCAAGGGGUCAGAAAGAGCAUUAAACUGGAGAAGAUAAGUAACUCAGGCACCUCCACAUGGCAGCAGAGUAAAGUAAACAGGAAGCGCAGACACUCCUGCACAAAUGUGUUGCCCCCAUCACGGAAACAGCAGCGCAGCAGCAGAGGAGUCAUGGCUGCCAAGUGGUCUGACUUUAUACUCGGUCCAGCCAGAUAGCAGCGUCGUUCCUCACACACUCGGUGCCUUUAAAAACGAUGAGUCGGGGAAAUAAGAAGUGUUUUGACGUGCACACAAAAGCCCGGCAAGCAUCACGUAGCAACAAACUUUAUGAAACUUGCACUAUUUUACUGCAUUAUUUCUUGAUUUUCUCUUUAUGUCUGAGAGACGCUGUGUUGGAAUUGUUUUUGAAAUGUGAUUUGUUUGUUCAGAAGAGUGAGUGCAGUCGAUGUGAUCUUUAAACGUAGAUCACGUAGAAACGUUCCAGCCAACACACUGAUCAUUCUGUUUAUCAUUUAACACCUGAUACACUGCACUCUCAAAGAAAACUACAUUAAAUCAAUCUGUUGCUCAGAAUGAAACAAUAUUUAAUUUUCAUAUUGCACUUACCUUUAUAAUUUUAUUAUAUAAAAGACUGUAAGCAUUAUUCUCUGGUUCCAUAUCAGUCAGGCUUUAUUCUUUGGGAAAAAUACACACACUCAAAAAUAAUAAGGGCCCUGAGACCAACUUGUGCUGCUUUCUGAGUAGAAGAAACUUUAUUUCUUCCCAAACAUGCUGCUGAACCUAGAGAGUGAUAUGCAGAGCAAGGAUCGUGAAAAUCCAGUGUGUGUGAAUCCUGUGCAACAGUGUGAAGCUCAAAAUGAUUCAAUUCUGAUUCUCAGGGAAAUUAUUUGGUGCAACAUACAGUGGUGAUUGAAAGUUUGUGAACCUUUUAGAAUUUUCUAUAUUU